ACCAGCAGUAUGCUUAUGAGACCCUGUUUUAGGAGAGCAGCGAGAGCAUGCUAGAGCAUGGCCCACAAGCAUGCAACAGGAAGUGUCAGUCCGCUUAGGUGCGCUGAGUGGGAGGAGGAGGCAGUCAAAGAUGUUUUAACGCCCUGAGCAUGGACACUUCCUCUCAUGCCCUCUCUCUGUCAGAUGCCUAAGAACCUGGGUGGUUGUUCUGUUCUUGUUUCUUCUUGAUGGACCAAAAAAAGGAUUUAACCCACCGUGUCAUUUAUCUGGAUUCCAUGACCUUUGUUCUCAGAGGUCAGGAGAUCUAACUGAUUGUAGACGAUUUCCGGAAGAAUACUGCGCAAUUUUUUUUUGUAAAGAAAGUUUCUUAUCGCCAUUUCAGGGAUAAGGAACAGUUCGUAAAAUAAUCUUGUGAGGAGAGGAUUUUCUUUUUUAAACAUUUUCAGGCAGGAGGAGAAUUUGUUGUGAAAAUGGCAGCGCUUGGCAACCCGUAUCCCAAUGUGUUUAUGGUGGACACUCAUACAGCCUAUCCUCCGCCACUGCCACCCAAGCCGCUCCGCUAUCGCAAGAGGAGUGUGGUUCAACCUAUGCUUCUUGUGCUGGUGGCUUUGGCCCUCUGUGGCAUGGUAGUGGAGGCCUGCUUCAUCUAUAGGCUGUACUCCAAACACCCCCAGAGCGAAGACACCCAAGACACACAACAGGCAUCACAUCAAGUUGCAGAUAAACCAAUACCAAGAGCAAACCCAGUUGAAUCACCUUCAAAACCUCUGGCACAUAUGGCUGGUUGUCAGAGAGGUGCCGCUGAUGGACUCAUGCUUUGGGAUGAUCAGGGUGAUAUCAUCUUACAUGAAAUGGAAUACAAAGAUGGCGUCCUCACUAUCCAGCAGGAGGGGUACUACUUUGUUUACUCCAAGAUCUACUUUGCUGAGAAACAUGACAUUUCACUUUUGCAUUCUGUGGUUAGGACCACUGACCGUCUCCCUAAGGAGAUGGUGCUUCUGAUGUCAAGGGAAUACCACCCCAAGUCAGCCAAAAACUUUAGAACAAAUAGUUACAUAGGAGGCAUGUUCCUCUUGUUCAAAGGUGAUACUAUAUUUGUAAAGGUAAACAAUACCCAGGUCAUACUAUCAACCCCAGCAGAGAACUACUUUGGUGCCUAUAUGGUGUAGCCAAAGUGGCAUAAACAGUUGGCUUGGUGCCUAUAUGGUGUAGCCAAAGUGGCAUAAACAGUUGGCUUGGUGCCUAUAUGGUGUAGCCAAAGUGACAUAAACAGUUGGUUUGUUCGCAUCAGUUUACUUUGUAUGUAUGUUUGCACUCCAAUGGUUGUAUUUUACACAAACAUCACAGCGCAUCUUAUUUUCUAUUCCAAUAACUGCUUAAAAAAAAUGCUACCAAAGCAAGGUCAUACAUGUUAAUACAGAACAUUGUAUUUUUAUAGACUUUCUUUCUCACAUUCUGAUAGCCAUCAAUGCAGUAUACACUCUGACAAAGGCUUCCAGUGUCUGCAAAUACCCCAGUCUUUGUAACUGGGGAGGAGGGAAGGGAACAUGUGGUCUGUGUGUCGGUCAUGUCCAGGCCAAGGUAGUGGCCUUGGAGUGUACGUACUUGAGAUGGGGAAAUUGACAGUGGUCAGUAUACCAGGAAAAACCUACUCUGGUAUUUUAAUGUUUUUCAUCCUAUUUAUGGUUUAGCUUUUAAUCUCUCCAUUUAUUACAAUGUUCUUUUACUUGUGCAAAUUUUCUUACAUGUGAUCGUAAAUAUACCAGGAAAAACCUACUCUGGUAUUUUAAUGUUUUUCAUCCUAUAUAUUGUUUAGCUUUUAAUCUCUCCAUUUAUUAACAUGUUUUUACGUGUGCACAUUUUUUUUUUACAUGUGAUCCUAAUGGUCAAUAUACCUGGGAAAGCCUACUCUGGUAUUUUAAUGUAUAUUUUUUUUAUCUGUAAAGAGUAAUGUUGCACUCCAUGCUGUGUUUGAGCAUGGUUUGAGCACUUCUGGAUAUCUGAUUGUUUCUAUGUGAGAGCGAUCAUACAGAUUUCAGACUUGCACUUUGAUUAUGUAAAUAAUAAAGUACAUAUAGGCUCA
Molecule: messenger RNA, 2083 nt
Organism: Clupea harengus (Atlantic herring)
Lineage: Eukaryota; Metazoa; Chordata; Actinopteri; Clupeiformes; Clupeidae
Product: tumor necrosis factor ligand superfamily member 6-like
Exons: 4
Coding region: 471-1169 (232 amino acids)
Biological process (GO): immune response
Cellular component (GO): membrane
Molecular function (GO): tumor necrosis factor receptor binding
Source: RefSeq, a predicted model, not a curated record